AUGGCUCCUCAAGUUAUUUCAAAAAAACGAAAGUUUGUAAAUGAUGGUGUAUUUGAGGCAGAAUUAAAUGAGUUUUUGUCUUGUACUUUGGCUGAAGAUGGUUAUGCUGGUGUCGAGGUCAGAGUGACUCCAAUACGCACAGAGAUUAUUAUUCGUGCUACUCGCACACGUGAAGUAUUAGGUGUCAAGGGAAGAAGGAUUAGAGAGCUGACUUCUUUAGUUCAGAAACGUUUCAAUUUUCCAGCUGGAAGUGUAGAACUAUUUGCAGAACGCAUUGAAAAUAGAGGUCUAUGUGCAAUGGCACAAGCUGAAUCUUUGCGUUAUAAGCUAUUAAAAGGUGUAGCUGUUCGCCGUGCAUGCUAUGGUGUCUUACGUCAUGUCAUGGAGUCUGGUGCAAAAGGUUGUGAGGUUAUUGUUUCUGGUAAAUUACGUGCUCAGAGAGCAAAAAGUAUGAAGUUCCGCGAUGGUUAUAUGAUUGCAACAGGUCAACCAUUUAGGGAUUAUGUAGACAAAGCUGUUCGUAAUGUUCUUAUGAAGCAGGGUGUACUAGGAGUUCAAGUCAAAAUUAUGCUUCCAUAUGAUCCAGAAGGUAAAGUAGGUCCAAGUAACCCAUUACCUGAUGCUAUUAUGGUUAGAGAACCGAAGGAAUUCCCCAUUGCUCAAUAA
This is a messenger RNA of Cryptosporidium muris RN66, 666 nucleotides long. Its product is annotated as 40S ribosomal protein S3, putative. The record is from RefSeq and is a predicted model, not a curated record. Bases 1 to 666 code for a protein of 221 amino acids. Lineage: Eukaryota; Apicomplexa; Conoidasida; Eucoccidiorida; Cryptosporidiidae. Gene Ontology annotation, molecular function: structural constituent of ribosome; RNA binding. Gene Ontology annotation, cellular component: cytosolic small ribosomal subunit; nucleus. Gene Ontology annotation, biological process: translation. The transcript has a single exon.